AUGCUGUCAACAUUCAGUAAACAACGUGGCUCAAAUAGUAAUGCAAAUAAGUACUCGGAAAUAAACAAUGUUCAACUACAGUAUGGAAAAAUGCUUGCAGCAGCAGCAGGAGUAAAACGCGGACACAAAGUUCUAGACAUGGGAUGUGGAACUGGUGAACUCACUUCAUUUCUUGCACAGAAAGUUGGUGAAGAAAGUCAAGUAGUUGGUGUGGAUCCAGACUCGGAGAGAAUCAAAGUUGCCAUUCAAAAACAUUCUCAAAAUAUUAUAUUCAAACACGGGGAAAGUUCGAGCCAAUUUCCUCAUUUUGAUGAACAAUAUUACGAUAUACAUUUUAGUAAUUUCGUUUUCCAAUGGCUGACUCCUGAAGAAAAAGAGAUUUUUGUCCAGACUGCGUUCAAAUGUUUGAAAGCUGGAGGCAAGAUUGCAAUUCAAAGUCACGAGGAUGACGCCGAUAUUGUCAAAGAAGCUAAAAAUAUAUCUGUUCCCAAAGGAUACGCUGUCAGAAGAGUCAGUGCCGUGUGA
Paramuricea clavata is the source of this 525-nucleotide messenger RNA. The record is from the annotation of a GenBank genome assembly. NCBI's taxonomy places the organism in Eukaryota, Metazoa, Cnidaria, Anthozoa, Malacalcyonacea, Plexauridae.